This is a messenger RNA of Fusarium musae, 750 nucleotides long. RefSeq lists its product as uncharacterized. NCBI's taxonomy places the organism in Eukaryota, Fungi, Ascomycota, Sordariomycetes, Hypocreales, Nectriaceae. Gene Ontology annotation, biological process: septin cytoskeleton organization; cortical actin cytoskeleton organization; endocytosis. Gene Ontology annotation, cellular component: plasma membrane; cell cortex; membrane raft. The coding region runs from base 1 to 750 and encodes 249 amino acids. The record is from RefSeq and is a predicted model, not a curated record. The transcript has 3 exons.
AUGGCGAAGAACGCUCCUCUUGGCCUCGCUGGCCUGGUCCUCCUCGCUGUUUCCCUCCUCUUCCUCUGGUUCAUCAUCCUCUCAGGCUUGACCUCUACCACGCCAUUCGAUAAGACGUAUUUCCUCCGCGCCGACACUGGCGGUAUCUCGGGUGCUCGUGAAGUCACACAAUGGAACUUCUUCUACAUUUGCGGUGCCGGCAACAACGAUUGCGAUGGCGCCCGCGCUGCCCCCGUCAUCGGUCGCGCCUGGGACUCAAACCCACGUAAUGCGCCCAGCUCGCUUGUCGGUGGUCGUGCUGGUGAUACCACAUCGAACAGACAGUUCUUCUUGUGGCGGUUUGGCUGGGUUUUCAUCCUGAUCACUCUUUUCUUCGAGACCAUCGCCUUCUUCACUGGCUUCAUUGCCUGCUGUGGCCGUCUUGGUGCUGGAAUCUCUAGCCUCAUGUCCAUGUUCGCCCUUUUCUGCUCCUCAGUUGCCAUGUCCCUAAUGACUGCUACCUGGGUUCUCGCUCGCAAUGCCUUUCACCGCGACGGUCGAUCGGCCUCGAUCGGCCGCUAUGCCUUUGGUUUUGCGUGGGCAUCAUGGGCCACUCUGCUCAUUGCUACCAUUCUCUUCUGCUUAGGCAUGCGCGGUGACAAGUCGUCAAGCGGAGGUUACAGCGGCCGCUCAUGGCGCCGUAGACGAAGCGUGCGUAGCAGCCACGGCCCAGGCUAUGAGGGCCGCCGUGUUAAGGAUGACUAUUCCUAA